Oryzias latipes (Japanese medaka) is the source of this 876-nucleotide messenger RNA. RefSeq names its product mitochondrial ribosomal protein L48 (gene mrpl48). The record is from RefSeq and is a predicted model, not a curated record. Lineage: Eukaryota; Metazoa; Chordata; Actinopteri; Beloniformes; Adrianichthyidae. Gene Ontology annotation, cellular component: mitochondrial ribosome.
UGUUGGGGAAUUGUUCCUCCGACGGACACAAAAAGCAUUUCCUUUCCUGUGCAGUAACCUGCGGUUCUUGUGUGUUCGUUGUUUAUUUAUAUAUAAUCUUACUCAUGGUGUGGAGGUUACGUUUUUAUUUUUAGUGAAUAAAUCCUCGAGGAGCGGCUGAGAAUGAACCCCGUCCUCCGGAAGAUACAGGUGUGUGUCCUGAGCCAGGCGCUCACAUCCUGCAGGCCGUCUCCGCCCGUCCAUCAUGCUGGGAGGCCCAAUGAGCGGCUGCACAGAAGCAUGCCGACCCACAGCAUCGGCAGGUGGAGGAACCUUUUACCCAAACAAGCACCUAAGAAGAAGAAGGAGAAGCAGCAGAUGAAGCAGAUCCUGGCAAACACCAGCACGGCGCACGGCACUCUCAACGUCAACGUGUCCGGCCAUGACAUGACCCUGGUGGAACAUUACUCACAGUACGUGCACAACCUCUGCAACCGGCUGGGCAUCAAGGUGGCAGACAGCUACGCUUUGCCAACAAAGAGUAUGGAGGUGAUGCUGAUGCAGGAGCAGGGAACCAAGACGUACGUGGACGCCGUCCUGAAGACUCACCAGCGGGUGGUCCAGCUGAGCAGCCUGAACGCGGCGCUGAGUCCCAUCUUCAUGGAUGUUCUUCUGAGGAAUCAGCCAGAAGGAGUUCAGCUCUGCGUGAAGGAGCACACAGAGGCAGAUUUCCAGGCUCGUUUUAAGGCACGGCCGGAACUGGAGGGGCUCAUGUCUCAGAUGAACCAUUAGGACCAGCUCCCCACCGACCUGCAGAUUCCACGUCAGAAGAUAAAUGUCUGAGCUUGUUAUCUUCCUGUUUUCACCUCCAUGUCCAAUAAAACAACAGAACAUUCA